This is a messenger RNA of Octopus bimaculoides (California two-spot octopus), 2993 nucleotides long. RefSeq lists its product as uncharacterized. The record is from RefSeq and is a predicted model, not a curated record. NCBI's taxonomy places the organism in Eukaryota, Metazoa, Mollusca, Cephalopoda, Octopoda, Octopodidae.
CAAAAGCACACGCCCACACAUAAACACUCACAUACACACAUGUACAUACAUACACAUACAGACGCGCAUAUGUAUAUAUAGGGAGAGGGGGAGUUGGAGAGAGAUAGAGAGAUACAUACAUACAUACGUGUAUAUACACGUACACACAAACACACGUAUAUGCACAUAUUCAUAGUUAAACCUGCAAACGCACAUGCGGUCUUCGCCUUCUUUCUCAUGCACAAACACACACACCCACAUAUAAGCACAUACACACACACAUACACACAUCCACUCUCAUACAUACGCAAUCAUAAUAAACUAUCAACUGACUGACUGUUAUCCAUUACAUGAGCGGCGAAGUAAACGAUGCCAGAACCCAUAUGAUGUAGAAACAGUAUGAAAGAACACUGACUACAAUCACAGCAAACUACCAAAACACACUACAUAACAGAUAAGGUUGAGAGGUGACACAUAAGACUGAACUCACCAAAGACUGAAAUCCACGUCAGUUGAAAUUCUCGUUCUUAGAAAUUCUUUGAGGUUUGGAGAUGUCACAAGAAAUAACUACGUCGAUAUACGAGUGGAGGCCGUGCAUCUUACUUCAGGUGGAACCCGAUAAGUCAACAAUCCGCACGAUAUUCACGCAUGCACCUGCCGAGUUAAAUAUCAGCAAUUACACCAUAUCGUUGGCUCCGGAUUCAAUGGAAGGGAAGCAGAUAUCAGAUAUUACGAACAAAACUAGCUACAACUUCACCGGAGUUAUACCUGGCAAAUAUUUAGUCAUGAUAAGACCUUGGGCAAAAGACAGAUUCUGUAAAGUAUGCCGGAGAACAUACACUUCAAGCUUCUCAGUGAACAUAAAAUACCGGCGAAAUUACAGAAAAACGACAAAGUUAGAUAAUGGUUCCCAACCAGAACUAAAAGAAAAGAACAAAAUAAAAGUAUAUGUCAUCAACACUUUUGACCACGAGCAGCACCAAAGGGCAUGUGAUUCUUUCAUGGUGUACCUACAUGAACACUGCUUCUGCGAAGUCUUAAACCUAAACGAGAAUAACAAAAUAACGACUGAUUUAGCAGAUAUCUUCAAAUCAGUUGAUUUUAUCAUUUUAAUCCAUUCUGAAGGUUAUUCUAAACAAGUAACUGCUUGGAAAGAGAAAAUAUUAUAUCCAGAACUAUGUAAAUCUAACCCGUCUAUUUUACUUCAGAUUAUGAACGACACAGUAACAAACUGUAUUGAUUGUGCCAUGAACUACACGAAUCCUAACUAUUUGGCACCAAAGAACAAGAGCAAACAGCUCUUCAUCAUUCCUGACAACAUGACAGAAUUGGUCUGUUACAUUCACAAUAUUAAGCUGGACUCUACAGAUGAGGAAAACAUUCCUUUGAUUGAAGAGCACAUUUAUUCAUCUGAUGACGGUUUGGCAAUGACAAAUGCUAUCGACAGAGCCACAGAGUACGAGCUUCUUCAUGAUGACUGGUUUCUCAAACUACAUCCUCAUUCAUUCACCAUAUAAAAUGUACAAUUUACUUCAGACAAUUUCCGUUACUCAAACACUUCACAAUAUUUUUAAAAUAUUGUUUUUGUCUUUUUUUUCCUGCUUGACAUCAGUUCUUCUGUGCUGGCAUGGAAGGAUGGGAUAAUGCAAGAAUGGUGUAUGCAUUUCAUUUGUUUUAGAUUUUUUUUUAUAAGUUAGUAAGAUGACGAGAAGAGACAGCACUCAUAACCAUUGGAGGUUGUUGCUCUCGAGCUGAUGUGGUUACUAUAUUCAAUGCCCUACCUGAUCAUCAGUAGGUUAUUUCUGAAGGAAAAAACGUUGUUGAGGAGGAGAACAGGGUUUGGUCUGGUCUGUGUGAUUGCCAUAGUCAUCCAAGAACUAUGAAGCAGCGUUAGUAUAGUAUUCCUAGUCCAUAAAAAAAUAUUUAUCAAUGACUACCAGAGUUUAGUUUCGCACCAAAACUAGAGAAGUUGCUAUUCUGUAAGCAGAGGAACUUUAAUGGAGAUACGUAUGUUGGAACAACAGGAAUAGAUGUAUUUUGGAACAAUGGAGACACAUGUGUGUCAGAAUAAUACUGAUAAACAAUAGAGUAAGAAAUUUCAGAAAUGACUCCUCAGCAUAUAGAAACAAUUGAUUGACUAAGAGAUCAACACUUGGACAUUAUCUUUGCAUCAUGCUAUUGUUAGAGAAGUAAUUUUUACUGCUAUCUCAGACCACUCAGCUGUAAUAUCUGAGUGAGUCCUUUGUGCCAGUCAAACACACUGAGAUGAGAACCGUUAUGCACCGAGCACAAAGUAACAACGUGACUGUUGUGAUGGUUUGAAUUCAAUAGUCCAAGAACUUUGCUCUUUACAAUUGAUUAUCGAUAAAUCAAGAUUUACAAUAAGUGAUACAGCUGUGGUGUUCUCUUUAUUUGAUACACAUAGUGACCAGAUGUCUAAAUGGACGACAUAUUAGGUCAGUGGGCAUAAAAGUAAUGAGUUUAAUUCCAACUGUAGGAAAGAACAAGUAACAAACAGCCUUAGAAUGUUUCUUUGGAUCAACUGAGGCCUUAUCUUGGUAAAGCUUGUCUUUCAACUACUUCCUACCAUGAAAGCAAGCAGAGAGAAGCAGCAACAUUUCAAUCGUCAGACAAUACUAUUGUCUCACAUCACAAAUCUCUCUAUCUCCCCUCCUCUCUCUCUCUCUCUCUCUCUCUCUCUCUCUCUCUCUCUCUUCCUCUUCUCCACCUCUCUCUCACACACACAUAUACGCACACCCAGUGCUAAACAGACUUAAUUACUUUCAACGUUAUGUAGUUACUUGAAAUAUCUAUGUGAUCAGUCCACCAGGCAUUAUCCCAACUGGGUGAACUGAGGUCAUGCUGAAUAAAUUGGUCUGUGCAGAAAUGCAAUGAAAUCCCAACACGUGACUUGAAACCGCAGCCUAUGUCUUUCAACUAAUACAUCCAAAACUACCAUUUUAUUUCUCCAUUGUUAUUUCACCUUAACAAAUGUUAAACUGUUGUGCAAUAUU